Messenger RNA from Poecilia reticulata (guppy), 3730 nucleotides. RefSeq names its product tumor protein p53-inducible protein 11. Lineage: Eukaryota; Metazoa; Chordata; Actinopteri; Cyprinodontiformes; Poeciliidae. The record is from RefSeq and is a predicted model, not a curated record.
GUUCACUGCCUCUGACUGAAAGCACGGAGCGCCUCCACGAGCUUCCCCACAAACUGCUCACCACAAUCCCGGUGAACACGGCUAACGUUCCCGUCGAUCAAACUCCGGAUCCCGCCUCGCUCCCCGCCGUGUGCACCAUGUCGUCUAAAAGUCAUCCCCCCCUCAUGAAGAAGCACAGCCAGACGGACCUGAUCAGCCGUCUGAAGAGCAGGAAGAUCCUCGGGGUCGGCGGCGAGGACGAUGACGGGGAAGUGCACCGCUCCAAGAUUAGUCAGAUGCUCGGAAACGAGUUGAAGUUUGCGGUGCGAGAGCCGAUCGGGUUGAGGGUUUGGAUUCUCGUCUCUGCUGUUGGUUUCACACUAAUGGCCAUAACGGCUCUGGUGUUUCCCAACCAACUCUACGAGCUUGUUUUCGAGGAGGAGCUUUCCACAACGAGCAUCUCUGUUCGCCUUUAUGGAGCAGCGCUGCUCAGCCUCGCCCUCAUUAUGUGGAACGGGCUCUACACGGCAGAAAAGGUCAUCAUCCAAUGGACUCUGCUCAGUGAAGCCUGCUACUUCGCUGUCCAGUUUCUAGUGACGUGCGUCACCCUGAUAGAGAUCGGCAUCCUGCCCAGCGCCGCCAUGCUGCUGCUCCUCAGUCGAGUCCUCUUCUUCGUGGUCACCGUCGCGUACUACUACCACCUGGGCCGCAAGCCCAAGAAGAUCUGAGCCGACGGCGGCGCUUCGGCGAGGGAUGUUUCAGCACAAAUCACAGCUGGGGGUCGGGGGGUCCAACUGCUUUGUAAGUAAAAGGCCUCACACCCUCUUUCUGUGGGACCCGGCCUUCUACAAACCCCACCAAAGUGAUAUUUAACAGACGAGCAGAGCGUCACAUCGCCACCGACGGACACAACGGGAACCAGUUGUGAGCGGCUGGGCUUCACACACAUUCCUCCUCUGCGUAGUUUUGAGUGCUGGACGCUGCAUCUGUGUGAAACUUUAAAGUGUACAGGAAAGACGAACCACCUGUCAGUGUUUCUCCACAGCUAUAUGAUGUCCAGGUGAAGUGUUUGGUGUUUUUCCUUUCAGCUAACUACCGUUUCCUUUAUCACGCUCAAGGGUUUGUGCUAUUUGUUGUUUUCUUUUGGACGUGAACUCAUAUGUUGUAUGUGAAAACGCGAACUGCCUUCCUCCGAAUUUCCUAGAAAAAUCAUUAGCUGUCUGCUUCAGAUGAGAUCAAUGCUGGAUUACUGACACACACAAAAAAAACUGAUGGGUUGAGUAUCCAGAAACUCUGCUCACCCGUUCAAUCAAGACUAUUAAUCAUUUUACCGUUUAGUCUAAAAAUUGGUGUGUUAGUUUUGAAACUUGUCAGGCUUUAAGCUGGGAGUUUUUAAAAGCACAACUGACUGUCAUGCUGUUAUGUGAACCUGUGAGGUGAAUCGUCCCAGAGAAACCAUACAGUUGUCUCUAUUAGGAGGAACCUUAACCUGACUGACUGGCAAACCCUUCAUGUGUAAUUAGCGAGUCAAAUCAAGCAUGUCGCGUGCUUGAUCAACACAUAAUAACCUGUUAUAAUCUCUUAGUUAUGUAGCAUAGCUUGUUUUUUAAUGCCAUGCACCAUAUCCAUAGUCUUGCCUUAAAACAACUUUAAAGAACACUUGUAAAUAUGUAAAUAAGUAUUUAAUAUUGAGUGGCGUUCUUGUGAACCAAACAGGGAACUUGUUCAGUAUUAGUCAAUAAUUAUUAAAGGUUAAUCCUUCUCUAAGUUAAUGCGUCUUAUUUUUGUACCUAUUUAAAUCACAUUUUGUUCAGUCGUUUGCAACCCUGGUGAAGAUCUGUAGGAAAGCUUUUAGAUUAAAAACACAUUUUCAAUGGUGAGGAAAAGUUCGUCAUACGCCAACAGGUGAUAAAUAGAACAAUGACUACAAAUACAUGUACAGGAAUUAAUAAUAAACACAAUAAAUAAAAUUGCAGAACCCAUCAAAAAAAAAAAAAAAAUUUAAGUUCAUAAAAAAAAAAUCCAUAAAAUAGAAGAGAACAAUGUUUGAAAACAAUAAAAACAUCUUCAUAGAUAUUUUAAUGAACACUGGAGCCCAAACUGUUAAUGUUACUAAGAACAUGUGGAAAAAUCUUUGACAUCUUUUAUUAUAUCCUGAGCAGCUUUUAUAUAUUCCUCUGAUAUUUUGAUGAAUUAUCUUUGAUAAGUGACGUAUCAUCUAUCGUUACCAUUGAUGGAUAAUUAUAGAUCAUCUAUCAGAUGGAAGUUAAAACUCUGGCUGCUCUAAAACAUUAAUAUUAUUUCCAGACAGAACGUUGGUCAGCAGAAUACAGAUUUAAAAUCUUAAAACAAUAAUCUGUAUCUAAAAUAAAUAGUUGUUUUAAACAUUUGUGAGCUUUAGAAAGGCAGUUUUUCAUUAUUUUUAAAUCUUCUCUAAUAUCCACUCUACUCAGCAUUUUCUGCCCGUCCAGCCUCUUUGGUCACAGUUUUUUAUUUUUGUUUUUUUUUUUUUUACUUUUUAUUGGAGAACCAGCUGACUAAUGGUUUUCUUUUCUGUUCUGAUGUGACGCAUGGCUAAAAGAAAUGGGCACAUUAUAUUUACACCCAAAGCAAACAGGAAGUCAUAAACAAGCAGACACUGAAAAACUGAAAUGGAAAAAAAAAAUCUCUAUUUUUGUAGGAAUUAUCACUUUAAGAAACAAUUAUUUGAAGCUUAAGCGUUUUACACGUCUCCAACAGGGAUCCAAAACAUGCAGAGGAUGUUAUACAUUUCGUCACCAAACUAAUAUGUCACAGCUUUAGUAGCCAUCCUAUCAGAUUUAUUGAUGCAAUAACCAAAAGAAUAUUCUUCAAACAGUUUGCUUACCUAAGCAGAUAUUUAUAUACGUAUUUAUACAUGUUUCUAUCUGGAAUGCUUUACUGAGAGUUGAAACUGCUCAUUUGUCAUGACAAAUCAGACGUUUUCGUCAGUUUGAAACUUGAAAAUCAAGAUGGAUUCAGACUAUAAGCGAGUUUCUUCGGUGGUGGUCCACCAGGUUUCCAGUGGCCACAUUAAGUCCUGCGCCAGAAGGGAGAGGUUCUGCGGUUCUCUCUUUUUUUUUUUUUUUUUUUUGCUUUUUCGGGUCGGCAGCUGCAGAUUCAGCACUGAAGGGAAAUGUGCGCCGUCCUCACCCAUGUUUCAGCUCAGAUGGGGGAAACUGAAACACGGGUGAGGUCUCCUGCACCCCUAAAAAGCCGUAAUUAUGCUUUUUUUAUUUUUAUUUUUGCAGGGUUUAAUUAGAAGCAGCUCUCUCCCGAGUGACAUUGUGUUCCCCAACCUUUCGCUGCACCGCUUUGCGCUGACUGGCAUAAUUAUGGAGUAACAAAAAAAAGUGUCGUUCCGUUUCCAUCAGUGCUGCAGGCCUCAAACGAUCAGCCUGGUGAAAUGUUCAAAGGUCUGCAAGGCAGGUCUAUUUUUGGAGAGAACAGCAAUUUUGCCGAGGAGGGCAGAGGAGAGGAGGCAGAGCAACUCUUUCAUCAUCCCUGCUGUCGUAAAUUAGAAAUAUGAAACUGGAAACUAGUCUUCAAGUCUGAAAAUAGUGCAAAAAUGCUUCAUUCCCUCACAAUGUUACGGACGGCGUGUGUUGUUGAUCUGUUUUAAAUUGUAGCAAAGUGUUUUCAUGUAUAUAUGUGGGAUAUUGUACAUGAUAAAUUAAUUGUGGUUGAAUUCUGAUUAUUAGUUUGAAAUAAAAACACUUGUUUAUUAUUGGAA